This is a messenger RNA of Physella acuta, 1973 nucleotides long. Its product is annotated as solute carrier organic anion transporter family member 1B2-like. Gene Ontology annotation, cellular component: basolateral plasma membrane. Gene Ontology annotation, molecular function: protein binding. The record is from RefSeq and is a predicted model, not a curated record. Gene Ontology annotation, biological process: sodium-independent organic anion transport; transmembrane transport. NCBI's taxonomy places the organism in Eukaryota, Metazoa, Mollusca, Gastropoda, Physidae.
AUGACGGAAGUGAAAAUCACGACCUUGGAGAGACAGUUCGGGUUCAGCUCGAGUCAGACGGGGAUCAUCGUGUCGGCCAAUGAUGUGGGGUUCCUGGUCUGUGUUCUGUUCGUUAGCUACUCGGCCAGUCGGGUUCACAUCCCUAGAGCUUUAGGCCUCUCCACUGUGAUUUUUGGCGUUUCCGGUCUGAUAUGCGCAUUGCCUCACUUCAUCUUUGGUGUCCAGCAUAAAAUCCUGAGACCCGACAACAAUGGAACCACCCACAACACGUCAGACUUUGGCGCGCUCUGUUCUGUUAAUGUGACGUCAGAGCUCUGCGAAAACGACACCGAUUCCAGGUCUUCCAUUUCAAGUCACGUGGCUCCCGUAUCGCUGGUGAUUAUCGUGAUUGGUAUGGCGAUGCAAGGGAUUGGCAAGUCGCCGCGGUCAUCUCUCACGGUCAAGUACAUAGACGACAAUGGGAAGCGUUCAAACACUGGACUCAAUAUAGGCGUCAUCAUCACGACCUCCAUCGUGGGCCCGGCCUUGGCCUUUAUUCUAGGCGGGACCUUUACCCGGAUGUACGUCACUCUGCAAGAAACGACAUUGACACCAAAACACCCAAAAUGGAUCGGAGCCUGGUGGUUGGGUUACGUCAUAUUUGGAACUCUCUCCCUGCUCAUCGCCCUGCCAUUGUUCUUCUACCCCAGGCGGUUGCAGAAGAGAGAGGUGCCCCGAAAACCAGAGGGCAAGGUUCAAAUCUCGGUCAUAUGUUCUGAGAAAAGUAAGGACCUACCGGAGAAGAAAUCGGAUUUCAGCCCAGACGAUCAGCGAGAAAAGAAACACCCACACACAACUGGGGAGGGUGACCCUGUCAAAAUUAAAGCGGUUGCUCACCUCUUUAAAGAUUUUCUCAAGUCCCUACUCCGACUGUGGACCAACCCCGUCUAUGUGUGCAUCACGGGGUCGGCCUGCUGCAUGAUAUUCAGCAUCAGUGGGUCGUCGACCUUCACCCCCAAGUACCUGGAGAAUAUGUUCAACCUCCCGGCGUUCAAGACUAAUUAUAUUUUAGGAGGUCAGACAUUUGUGGCGGCUUGCUCGGGCGUCCUGCUGGGCGGGUACAUGUCCAAGAGGCUCAGGAUGACGGCGGUCACGGCACUGAGGUUCAGUCUGGUUGUCAUGACAACGGCAGUGGCGGCGGUCUUGACUGGGUUCUUCCUGCAGUGCAAGCAACCGACCGUCCACAACUGGCCGAGUGAGAACGUGACGUGUAACGGCGACUGCCUGUGUGACGACGACAGCUACUUUGCCGUGUGCGGCGAUGACGGCAAGACUUACUACUCACCGUGCACGGCAGGAUGCACGAACCAGCACAAAGGGGUGUUCUGGAACUGCUCCUGUAUUCCAGGUGGUAGUGCCAACACAGGCACCUGUGAUUACGGCUGUGGAGAGUUGUACAUCUACAUUCUGUUUAUCGGCAUCAGAAGCUUGUUCGCGACAAUGGCCAUAGUGCCAAAGAUUAUAGUGACUAUCAGGUGUGUGAAAGAUGAAGAUAAAGCCAUCGCCGUGGGGUUCGAAUCCUUCGUGACGUCACUAAUAGGCUGGCUACUUGGACCCAUUGUCCUCGGCUACGUCAUUGACGGAGUCUGCACUAUCUGGGACAUCCAGUGCGGGGUCAAAGGUCGCUGUCUGCUGUACGACCACCGCCUGCUUCAGCUGAGGUUCCACGCCUUCACCUCUAUCCCCAUGGCCCUCUCCGUGCUGUUCCUGUUGGUGGCCUACAUACACUGUAGGCGGACUGGAUUCUUGGGGGACAAAAAUACAGCGACACCGGACAAAAUCGGAAAGUUUUCUGAGACGGCGUUUGACCGGGAAGAGAUUAUUCUCACGUCUGCGAAGUCGAUUGAAAGUUUCAAGGACAACGAGAAAAUUAUUUUAGAGUCAAAAUCAAAAGGUGAUAAGUUAUAGCUUGAUUCUCAAAUUUAAAAAUGAAA